Auxenochlorella protothecoides is the source of this 1191-nucleotide messenger RNA. RefSeq names its product 26S protease regulatory subunit 8-like protein A. The coding region runs from base 1 to 1191 and encodes 396 amino acids. The record is from RefSeq and is a predicted model, not a curated record. Gene Ontology annotation, cellular component: proteasome regulatory particle, base subcomplex. Gene Ontology annotation, molecular function: proteasome-activating activity; ATP hydrolysis activity; ATP binding. Gene Ontology annotation, biological process: proteasome-mediated ubiquitin-dependent protein catabolic process. The transcript is spliced from 5 exons. Lineage: Eukaryota; Viridiplantae; Chlorophyta; Trebouxiophyceae; Chlorellales; Chlorellaceae.
AUGGUGAAGCCGACAGGGGAAGGCCUUCGGGCCUACUACACGUCCAAGAUAGAGGACCUGGAGAUCGAGAUCAGGGACAGGCAACAUGCACUACAGAGGAUGCAGGCGCAGCGGAACGACCUCAACACCAAAGUUAGACUGCUCCGGGAGGAGCUGCAGCUGCUGCAGGAGCCGGGAUCCUACGUGGGGGAAGUGAUCAAGCUCAUGGGAAAGAGCAAGGUGCUGGUCAAGGUCAACCCCGACGGCAAGUACGUGGUGGACCUUGACAAGGAGAUCGACCCCACUACCAUCACGCCUGGGGCGCGCGUGGCGCUGCGCAACGACGCCUACACGCUGCACGUGCUGCUGCCCUCCAAGGUGGACCCCCUGGUCAGCCUGAUGAAGGUGGAAAAGGUGCCCGACAGCACCUACGACAUGGUAGGGGGGCUGGACCAGCAGAUCAAGGAGAUCAAGGAGGUGAUAGAGCUGCCGCUGAAACACCCGGAGCUGUUCGAGGCGCUGGGCAUCGCCCAGCCCAAGGGCGUCCUGCUCUGGGGCCCGCCGGGCACCGGCAAGACGCUGCUGGCGCGGGCGGUGGCGCACCACACCGACUGCACCUUCAUCCGCGUGUCGGGCGGCGAGCUGGUGCAGAAGUACAUUGGGGAGGGGUCACGUAUGGUGCGCGAGCUCUUUGUCAUGGCCAGGGAGCACUCCCCCUCCAUCAUCUUCAUGGACGAGGUGGACUCCAUUGGCUCCGCGCGCAUCGACGGCAGCGGCGGGACCGGCGAUAGCGAGGUCCAGCGCACCAUGCUGGAGCUGCUGAACCAGCUGGACGGCUUCGAGGCCACCAACAAGAUCAAGGUGCUGAUGGCCACCAACCGCAUGGACAUCCUGGACCCGGCCCUGCUGCGGCCGGGGCGCAUUGACCGCAAGAUCGAGUUCCCCAACCCCAACGAGGCCAGCCGGCUGGACAUCCUCAAGAUCCACUCGCGGCGUAUGAACCUCCUGCGCGGCAUCGAUCUCAAGCGCAUCGCGGACCAGAUGACGGGGGCCUCGGGCGCAGAGCUCAAGGCCUGCUGCACCGAGGCCGGGAUGUUUGCGCUGCGGGAACGGCGCGUACACGUCACGCAGGAGGACCUGGAGAUGGCCGUGACCAAGGUCAUGCGCAAAGACAAGGACAAGAACAUGUCGCUGCGCAAGCUCUGGAAGUGA